Molecule: messenger RNA, 4997 nt
Organism: Lactuca saligna
Lineage: Eukaryota; Viridiplantae; Streptophyta; Magnoliopsida; Asterales; Asteraceae
Source: the annotation of a GenBank genome assembly
AAAAAACCCAAUACUUUUUUUUUUUCGCAAUCAUCGCAAAUUCUAAAAUCCACAAUACAUUACAUGCUUCUCUCAUCUAUUCCGUGUCUCUUCGGCCUUAACCCCAAUCGACAUCCUCGCUGGAUCCGUGAAGAUUGUGAAAGCUUUUGCCGAUUCUAGCAAUAGAAUCUUUUGGACGAGGCUGAUCUAUUGAAGGAGGUGAUAUAUGCUGUCUUCAAUGGACACAAACUGCCAGGCAAGUGGCACUAAAGAAAAUGCUCUCCACCUUCACGAUGCCACCGACAAAAGUCAUGUUGGGUAUGCCCAGCCUGCAUAUGUGAGUGGAUGGAUGUACAUCAAUGAACAAGGACAAUAUUGUGGUCCCUAUAUACAAGAACAGCUCUAUGAUGGUCUAUCCACUAGCUUCUUGCCAGAGGAUCUUCCUGUGUAUCCCAUCUUGCAUGGGAAUUUAGCCAAUCCUGUGCCCUUGAAGUACUUUCGGCAAUUUCCUGAUCAUGUUGCCACAGGCUUUGUUUAUUUAAAUGCUUCUGCAUCAAGUAUCAAUCAGAAUUCUGAUAAGUAUCAUGGGAACAUCAGCACAGAUGGUAAGAGAGAAGAGGCCCAUAAAGAUGCAGUUAAUUCCACAUCCACCCAGCAGAUGCAGAUAUCUGAAGCAGCUAACUUGACUUUAUCGCAUCCAUCACUGACAGGUGAAGAAUCAUGCUGGGUUUUUGAAGAUGAUCAGGGAAAGAAACAUGGUCCCCAUUCUCUUAUGGAGCUUUAUUCUUGGCAUCAUUAUGGAUAUCUCCGUGGUUCAGUGAUGGUACAUCAUUCUGAGAGUAAAGUUAAGCCCUGUAGUUUGCAAUCUAUUGUCAGCUCAUGGGUAACUGCUGGACGUGAAAUGGAUCAUUCUAAAUACAAGGGCUCUUUAACGGAUUUUGUUUCUGAUAUCUCUGAGGAGGUCUGCUCCCAGUUACAUUCUGGAAUAAUGAAAGCAACAAGAAAGAUUGUUUUGGAUGAAAUAAUAAGCAACAUAAUUGUGGAGUAUGUGACUGCAAAGAAAUCUGAGAGGCCUCUUAAGCAUGAAGUGUCCAGUCAGAUAGUCAAAACUAUGGAUUUUGCUCCCAGUAAACAAGUAUCUGCUGAAAACCAGGAGUUGGAGGGCUAUUGUGGUGGUGAAGGACUUACUGUUCAUCAUAAGGAUGAAGAGUCCAGGCAGACAGUCAAAACCUGCUUACGCGAUGGCAUAAUGGAAGUGGGGGACUACUCUGAGAGUGAGGGGGCAGCAUCUCUUAGUGUUAACACACAAACAUCCCCUUCAAAUCAUGAUGAGCCUCUUGGAUGCAAGAACUCUAGAAUUUUAGAAGAUUUUUGUGGGGUGCACUCUGAUUUUUGCAAAAAGCUCUUUGAUUCCUGCAUGAGAGCCAUCUGGGAUGCAGUUCUGUAUGAUACAGUAGAAGAUCGAGUAUCUGUCUGGAGGAAGGAAAAACUGGGGUCCAAUGAACUUGUUGAACAUCAGAUUUCACUUGAUGAAUGUCACGAGUUGACUGAGAUUUUACCUGUAGAAGAUGAAGAACAAGAGUCUUCAUCUUCUAGGAAUGAAUAUCCCCCUGGUUUUGAAGAAGUUGUUUCUAAAGCUGAUUGUAUAAAGGAAGAUGAAAGUUGUUAUGACUUGGAACAUAUGACGGAAGGUUUAGAAAAUGAUCUCCAUUUAUCUGCAAGGAUGUCUUUGCAUCAGUAUAUUGAAAAGAUUGUGGAUAAGGAAGUGAGGAAAAAAAGAAAAGCUCAAAUGAAGGAGGUUAAGUUAGCAUCUGGAAUGCCUUCAUCCAGUUGGUUUGCAAAUGCUUUCAAGAAAUUAUAUUCACAUGAAGAUAUUGUUGAGGAGAAUUCUAGAAGCAUUGUUCCGGAAGCAUGCACAUUUCGCCCUUCAAGGGCAAUGGAAUCUAUACCUAAGAUGGAGGUUUAUGUUAUCAUGGCAGCAUGUAGACAGAAGCUGCAUGAUAUUGUUCUCAGGGAAUGGUUAUCCAUAUCUUUGAGUUAUGCUAUUAAUAAACAUAAUAAAUCGGUGUCGGUGAAUUAUGCUAUUAAUAAACAUAAAAAACCGGUGUCGGUGGAUUAUCAUUAUGCUACUAAUAAACAUAAUAAUUCGGUGAAUUAUGGUAUUAAUAAACAUAAUAAGCCGGUGCAAUUGACAAACAAUAGAAGGAAGGAGUCUGUUUCUGCAUAUGACAAAUACAUAGAGCAGUCAAGGAAUGGUCAAAGCUCAAGACCUUCUGAACCAUCUAUUGCCAAUGCAAAUUAUACUUAUUCCCGGUCAAGAAAGUCAACGAAAAGAAAGUUUGCAUCUUUAUCCGGGCAAUUGAGAGCCGAACGAUUGGUCGAGGAUCUAUCUGCUGCUACUAAACAAUAUCACGAUCCCAACUUUCAUGGAGUUCAAUCACCAUAUAAUAGCAGUAUGUCAUUUCAUAAGUCUUUGAAGGUUUCUACUGUAAGUCAAGAUAAUGGCACAAGUGUCCAUGGUGUAAAAUUCAACACACAGAAACAGAAUGUUCCAUAUUUCACUGCGAAUGCUUAUAAUGCUCAAAAGGCUGGUAGUUUGUCCAAAAAUGUUGCAAAAUCACUUAAACUCCGUAAACUAAAGAGGAAGAGCUUGGAUGACGUGGCAGAACAAUGCUCUGUGAAAGUUCCCAAAUUAUCCAUCAGUGGUACCGCUUCCAAGAAAGCAGCAGCAGAUGCUGAUCCAAUUGCUAUACAGAAGAUUCAAAAUAAAAAGUUGAAAAAAUCCAAAACGUAUCCCUUAUCUUUUGGAUGUGCACGUACUUCAAUCGACGGCUGGCAAUGGCAUAAAUGGUCAUUACAUGCAACUGCUUCUGAAAGGGCGUGUGUUCGAGGAAUUUACAAAAAUACCCCUUCAGAGGCACAUUUAUCAAAUGUGAAAGGUUUAUCUGCCAGAACAAACAGGGUGAAAAUGAGAAGCCUUCUUGCUGCUGCAGAUGGUGCUGACCUGAUAAAAGCUAAUCAGCUAAAUGCAAGGAAAAAGCGGUUACGUUUUCAAAGAAGUAAGAUACAUGAUUGGGGUCUUGUUGCACUUGAGCCAAUUGAAGCAGAAGAUUUUGUUAUUGAAUAUGUCGGAGAAUUAAUUCGUUCUCGAAUUUCUGAUAUCCGGGAACAACAUUAUGAGAGGAUGGGAAUUGGUAGUAGUUAUCUUUUCAGAUUGGAUGAUGGUUAUGUGGUUGAUGCAACAAAGCGUGGGGGAAUUGCUAGGUUUAUAAACCAUUCAUGUGAGCCUAAUUGUUAUACUAAAGUUAUAAGUGUGGAUGGUCAGAAAAAGAUAUUUAUUUAUGCAAAAAGGGCCAUAGUGACAGGAGAAGAAAUUACAUACAAUUAUAAGUUCCCAUUGGAAGAGAAAAAGAUCCCCUGCAACUGUGGCUCUAGAAGAUGCCGUGGAUCAAUGAACUGACAAUUUACAAGCCGGUGAUAAUUCUUUUUUUGUUAGAAGUAGAAGAUGGACAACCGAUUCAUGUGCAUAUAUGUCUCGGUUGCAGAUGAGUUUCUCUUCUUAAUUUCUGUAAAUAUAGUCAGUCAAGUCAAAUUCUUUGGUCAAUUAAUUUUGUGUUUAUAUAUUUACACUCUAAUACCAUUUUGUACAGACAUGCCUCAAAAAAUGACUCAUCACAUCACAGUUGAUACGAAAUAUAAUCUCUUUAGAUGAUUCAACUCUUUGUUUUUUGUAUGCUUGUUUUUUUGGGAGUGGAUGACAUGUAUAUAACUAGAUAAAUUUUGUGGUAGGAUGAGAAUAAAACAAAGAAAUCGCUAUAAUAUUCUCAAACUAAAAAGCUACCAUUGAGUUUAUUUCUAAUCGGACAACCUUUUUCAUUCAAGUGGGCUUUCAUAUGUUGUUCAUGAUUAAGUUCAUUUCCAUCACAUGCCAGCUUAUCAAAGCCCCAAAAUGAUUAUUAAAGAAAACAAUAUAAAAUUCCUUCGUUAUUUCACCAUCUUUUUGUCUUUACUAAAAAAUUAGUGUAUCCCAAAUAAAUCUGAGAACGUUCUUUUCUUGAAUAGUUUUUGGUGAAAGCAGAAGUGCAAAUAAAGUAGUGAUGUUUUUUAUUUACCAGCGUGAGCAAGUUGUUGUUUGAUGUGAUUGUAAUUCCUAGUUUUUUCUUUUUGUUUGCUUGAAUUUUUUUAGGCGGACACGUAAAAUUGGUUUCAUUUCAACCUUCGGGGGCAAAGUAACCAACCAACCAACCAACCGUCUGGUAUGAUUACUCAUUUCUCUUGCAACAUUUUUUUUCCAUCCUCUCCUAGUAUAUUAUGCUUCCCGAGGGUUACCCAUCUCUUCUUCACAAAAAAAAAAAAAAAUGAUAAAAACAACCAUGUGAGUGUAAAGAUUAAAACGCAACCACACGAAGGAUCAAUUUUGAUUUUGUUAUGCUUACAAGACAUGGCUUAAUGAGACGUGAUGAGCUUUUUUGGGAAAUUUUAUAUGAUGAGGACGACAAAUAUUUGUCCCAUAUGACAUGCUAUAGAGUAGACGAUGGGUGCAUAUUGUUGAGCAUGUCAACUAACUAACUAACUAACGACAUUGAUCAAUACAAGUUCAAGCCACGUGUGGGAUGGGAUGGGCCCAAGUAUAUAUUAUUUCUUUUGAAUUUGAAUUGGCUAAAGAAACGUGAGUGGAAUCUAUGACUCUACUAACUCGGUCCUUACAAGAAGAUAAGGAAUGGUUAUUAAUUUGUGUAUUUAUUUUCUCAUCCAAACAACAAAACAAAACAAAACGAUGAUUACUUACGGAAUGGCAAUACAAAAACAAAACAAAACAAAUGGGAAGAAUUAGUGGAGUGAAUAAGCUUCCUUGCCUUGGUAUUAUUAGAGACUGAUUUUGAAAAUUUUGUAUUUGUAUAUAUGCUUAAAAGUAACCAAACCUAAUGGAUCCGAUCCGACCUUAGCUCAAAUGGAAGAGUAGAAGGAUAACUUUGAUGAGUAAAAUCUGAAUAUGUUCUCAUUCUUGUAAUCCUUUU